This is a messenger RNA of Panthera uncia (snow leopard), 1255 nucleotides long. RefSeq names its product transmembrane p24 trafficking protein 1 (gene TMED1). The transcript has 4 exons. The record is from RefSeq and is a predicted model, not a curated record. Lineage: Eukaryota; Metazoa; Chordata; Mammalia; Carnivora; Felidae. Gene Ontology annotation, cellular component: endoplasmic reticulum; Golgi apparatus; endoplasmic reticulum-Golgi intermediate compartment. Gene Ontology annotation, biological process: Golgi organization; intracellular protein transport; endoplasmic reticulum to Golgi vesicle-mediated transport. The coding region runs from base 93 to 776 and encodes 227 amino acids.
GCGGCUGCCAAUGAGCUCCGCCGAGUAGCAGAAGGGGCAGGGCUAGCCCUUAAAGGAACCACGACCUCUUAGCAGACCGGAGGGUGACCCGGAUGAUGGCGGCCGGAGCGGCCCUAGCCUUGGCACUGUGGCUACUACUGCCGCCGGUGGGGGUGGGAGGGGCAGGGCCACCGCCGAUCCAGGACGGCGAGUUCACGUUCCUGCUGCCUGCGGGGAGGAAACAGUGUUUCUACCAGUCAGCGCCUGCCAACGCAAGCCUCGAGACUGAGUACCAGGUGAUCGGAGGUGCUGGACUGGACGUGGAUUUCACGCUGGAGAGCCCUCAGGGCGUGCUGCUGGUCAGCGAGUCCCGCAAGGCAGAUGGGGUGCACACAGUGGAGCCCACGGAGGCCGGGGACUACAAGCUGUGCUUUGACAACUCCUUCAGCACAAUCUCUGAGAAGCUGGUGUUCUUUGAACUCAUUUUUGACAGCCUGCAGGACGACGAGGAGGUUGAAGGCUGGGCAGAGGCCGUGGAGCCCGAGGAGAUGCUGGAUGUCAAGAUGGGAGACAUUAAGGAAUCCAUCGAGACCAUGAAGACCCGGUUGGAGCGUAGCAUCCAGAUGCUGACGCUACUGCGGGCCUUUGAGGCACGUGACCGCAACCUGCAGGAAGGCAACCUGGAGCGGGUCAACUUCUGGUCUGCUGUGAACGUGGCCGUGCUGCUGCUGGUGGCCGUGCUACAGGUCUGCACACUCAAGCGCUUGUUCCAGGACAAGCGCCCUGUGCCUACGUAGCCCCGGAAGGAAGAACGGGGAAAAGGGCAGCAGGGUACACGUGUGUGAGACAUGGGGGUCCCUUCCCCAACUGAGUUUCCUUCGGGAGGGGAGGCUAUACAGUCAGGGCCAGAGGUGUGGCCCUCAAGUGUCCUCUCCCUUGGAGGGGCCAGGCAAGAAACACUUGUUGGCUUGGCUGACGGACCUGGGCCCUCCGGGAGGGGCAGCUCAGUGGCUGUACCUGCUCUCCUGGAAAUGGUGCACGGACGGGGACACCGCAGCAUUUGAAUGCAACCCUUGGGUGUUGUGGCUCGUCUCCGUGUCCCCUGCUGUAAAUGUGUGUGCCUUAGCCUGAGUCUUCCAGCACUGCACUGGCACUAGGUGUGGGAUGGGGCCCGGGGAAGCAAACUCUCCCUUCCCUUCCCUACUGGCCUUCUGAACCAGGUUGUGGUGGGAGGGGGCUUGCUGUUUGUAGGGCCCCAUGCCUUCCUUGGUCUCCC